Messenger RNA from Puccinia graminis f. sp. tritici CRL 75-36-700-3, 2370 nucleotides. RefSeq lists its product as uncharacterized. Gene Ontology annotation, biological process: double-strand break repair via homologous recombination. The coding region runs from base 1 to 2370 and encodes 789 amino acids. The record is from RefSeq and is a predicted model, not a curated record. NCBI's taxonomy places the organism in Eukaryota, Fungi, Basidiomycota, Pucciniomycetes, Pucciniales, Pucciniaceae. The transcript is spliced from 2 exons. Gene Ontology annotation, molecular function: 3'-5' DNA helicase activity; four-way junction helicase activity; nucleic acid binding. Gene Ontology annotation, cellular component: cytoplasm; chromosome.
AUGCCGUCCAGACGACCAAACAAGAAGAAGAAAGCUCGUCGCAUUCGCAUCGAGCGUAUAACGUUAUCAAAAUUACUGCUUGAGAUGAACAAAACGAACUUGAGAGAGAAGAUCAAGAAAGAUGCCGAGAAUUCUUACAAGGGCCAGAUCCCUAAAGAGCAACAACUCGAUGCUGUGAUGAGCCUGGUUCAACUUCAGCAUACAUUUGUCAUGGCUGGAACCGGCUUUGGAAAAACGCGCAUCGCUGAGAUGUAUCUCAACCUGUUUACUGCCCAGGACGGAGUCGUCCUAGUCUUGAAUCCACUCGAUGCGUUAGGAGAUAAUCAAGUUGCAGAAAAGAUUGCGCAAGGUUACACGGCAAUCAACUUGGCUAAGAUGACGUUCAACCAGUCGCUUUCCGAUGAAAUUUUAGCCGGAGUUUACAAGUUUGUCUACUUGAGCCCUGAGACCUUUGUGGAUAACGACCUCUUUGUAUCACUCUACUAUAAGCGGGAAUUCCAGGCUCGGUUGGCCUUGAUCGUCAUUGACGAAGCCCACAUCAUCUACAGCUGGGGUUUGGUUGCAAGUGGGGAGGCAAAGAAGUCAUCGGCUCACCUACGAACCCAUGACGUUGCGGCUUUCCGACCGUCUUACGGAAAUAUGGCGGCUCAGUUGAUGGCAAACGAGGGCGUACCAAUCUUAUUCUUAUCGGCAACUUGCCGUCCGGAGGCAAGGAAAGCGAUCUUUGAGAAUCUCAAACUUGACUCAGAUAACGUCACGAUCAUCCAUGCAGAGCUCACAAGGCCCGAAAUUCGUAUCUUACGAUUCCCGAUGGAGUAUCCAUUGAAGAAGGCCUACGACCUCCUCCAACUUUUUGGACCAAAAGAUGAGAUCCCCGAUUGUGAUCUUCCUCCAACUCUAAUUUAUUCUGGUACACGAAACGCUACGGGCCAGAUUUUGAAGGUAGUGAACGAGGCCCGAGGCACAAUUGGUGGGGAAAAGAAUCCACGUAGUACUCUCAUCCGUCGCUACCAUGCAGUAACAGGAAAUCUUGACAAGGUUGACACCAUCAGUGGCUUUGAGGCAGCUGAAUUCCCAUCCAUAUCCUGUACGAUGGCUUUGGGGUUGGGCCAGAAUUGGAGCCGAGUCAGACGGGUUAUUCAUCUUGGGCGAGCGGAUCCGUCUAACAUCUGCCAGAUGAUCGGUCGGUGCGGACGUGACGGUAAACCUGGACUAGCUGUGCUUUUCAUGGAAAAGAAACGGAAGGGUGGGAAGAACAAACAGGAAGAUUUUUCAGCCUCCGACAAAGAAACCGACGACUUGAGGAUGGAUUCUCUGGCAAUCACCCCAGUCUGUCUCAGGAUUUGUUUUUCACUUGACAACUUGUCUGCCGACGAUCCUAAUGUCUCAAGGGAGAGAUUGCGAGAAGAAUCGGAGGGCUUUUUGCCUUGUAAAUGCUCAAAUUGUGAGCCAGAAGAAGCGGACCGAUUGCGCAAACACAUGGCCAAGAUGAAUCUAGAAAACUUCCUUACCAUGUGCGAAAACGCCAAGGACCUUGAGGAUGUCGAGUAUGUUCUGAACAAGAAGAAGAAGACAACUCGAGUUAAAAACAAGACAAAGAUGACUCCAAUGCUUGAUGCGCUAUCAGACACCUUACUCAAGGAUUUCAGCGAGUUUUUCGAUAACCUAUUCGUCGAAUCGUCUACAUACGUCGCAGAGGACCUCUUCGACAGAAAUGCAGCAGAUUCGAUUGCCAAAAAUCUUGAUCAGAUAACAACCCCUAGUAGUAUAGCUAUGUACAUUGGAGGCGAGAGGAUUUUGGGACAAUUGGAAAUGCUACAUAGUUCUGUACUGAAGUUUCGACAAGGAGAAAUCUAUCGGAGCUACCUUUCAGACCUUUUACGCUACAACAACCGGGUCGUUAGUGAAAAGGAACGCCUAGAAAACAAAAUGGAACAGAAGAAAAUCAACACAGAAGCAAAGAAACAGGCUGAUGCAGAACAUCGAAGGGUCCAGGCUGCUAAGAAAAAAGAGGCUGCUGAGCAAGAGAAGCAACGAAAGGCUGAAGAUAAGGCUUAUAAGAAGGAAAUGGACAGUCGAGAAAAAGAAAGGAUAGCCCAGGAGAAGGCUGAUAAGAAGAAACUCGAUCAAGAAGAAAAACUCCAGAAAGCACUUGAGAAGGCAGAGGCGACUCGUUUGGAGAAGGGAAGGAAACAGUUUGAAAGGGAUGAGAAAGAUAAGGAGAAGAAAAGGAAAGCAGAGGAAGUAAAGUUAGAAAGGCAGAUCAAAAAACAAAAGAAAAGUGAAAAGGAUCAGAAAGAAAUCAGAAAAACAAAUAAGAAUGCAAAGCCGAAAAGAAAAGGGUGCAGCAAACCGAAAACGAAAAAAUGA